Messenger RNA from Eleginops maclovinus (Patagonian blennie), 2661 nucleotides. It is a transcript of the gene asmt2, whose product is annotated as acetylserotonin O-methyltransferase 2. Gene Ontology annotation, biological process: methylation; melatonin biosynthetic process. Gene Ontology annotation, molecular function: acetylserotonin O-methyltransferase activity. The record is from RefSeq and is a predicted model, not a curated record. Lineage: Eukaryota; Metazoa; Chordata; Actinopteri; Perciformes; Eleginopidae.
UGUGUGCGUGCGUGCGUGCGUGUGCGCGCGUGUGUGUCUGUGUGUGUGUGUGUGAAACUAAUCGUAAGUGUUUCUUAUCGGCCAUCACUGCAGCGAUAAGCCAAAGAGGAUCACUUAGAGAUCCGGAGCAAGGAUGUAUUUUUCCCGCUAACUGUCGACCAUUUCAGAUCUUCCACCGACGGACAGAAGCUCCUGAACGCAUCUCCGACAUCUUGGCUGUUUUUGGGCGAAAAAACAAGAAAAAUCCCUCCCAAAAAAAGCAUCCGUCGUCCCCUCAAAGACCCGGAUCAUACUGGUAGCUCUCCAGGCAACAGCAUCCUAAAGAAGGCGAGAAUAAUAAUGGCAGAGCAUCUGUCCCAGAGUGAGCUGGAUUACCCCUUCAAACUUCUGGAGUAUUUCAACGGAUUCAGGGUCUCAAAGGUGAUUUUCUCGGCCUGUGAGCUGGGUGUGUUCGACCUGCUCCUGAAGGCCCCGGAGCCCGUCAGCGCUCAGCAUGUGGCUCAGGAGCUGAGCUGCAGCGAGGACGGGAUGGAGAGGCUGCUGGACGCCCUGGUGGGCAUCGAGAUCCUGGAGGUGGAGACCAAAGACGGGACAGCUUUGUACAGCAGCAGCGACGUGGCUAAUCUCUACCUCGCCGAAGGAAGCGGGAAGUCUCUCCACGACAUGAUCAUGUACCAAUCACAGACCAUCUACCCGCUGUGGAACAACAUGGCAGACGCCGUCAGAGAGGGGAAGAAUCAGAAUGAAAAGACGUUCGGCCUCCCAUCAGAUAUCUUCAAAGCUUUGUACAGAUCAGAGGAGGAGAUGCUGAAGUUCAUGGGUCUCAUGAACUCCUCGUGGGUGCUCGACGGACACGACAUUGUGACGGCGUUCAACCUCUCCGGCUUUCAGAAGAUUGUAGAUCUUGGAGGAUGCACCGGGGCUCUGGCCCGUGAGAUGGCGAAGGCAUGGCCGUCCUCCUCCGUCACGGUGCUGGACCUCCCGCAGGUCGUUGAGGCGGCGCAGAAGCAUUUCUCUCAAGAGGAAGACGCUGUUGACUUUCAAAGUGGAGACUUCUUCAGCGAUGAGAUCCCUCCGGCUGACCUCUACGUUCUGGCCAGGAUAAUUCAUGACUGGCCUGAAGAGAAGUGCGUCACUCUGCUGAAGAAGAUCCACGACAGCUGCAGACCAGGCGGUGGCGUCCUGCUGGUGGAGGCCCUGCUGUUUGAGAACCGACGGGGGCCGGUCACCGCUCAGAUCUUCUCCCUCAACAUGCUGGUGCAGACGGAGGGCCGGGAGCGACCGCCGUCGGAGUACACCCGCAUCCUCGAGAAGACCGGCUUCCACAACGUGCAGGUGUGCCGGACCGGGAAGUGCUACGACACCAUCCUCGCCACCAGAUGAGCAGGGACAGAAAAGAAAGUUAAACUUGAACUUUUCAAAGACUUUUUAACAUAUAAGCUAUGAAAAAAACCUAAUGUUGCCAGUAUCAGUGCACAUGGAUCUCUAGUUUAUGUGGUGUCAGUGAUUAUUUCUUGAUAUUGUGCGACAGCUUUAUUGUUUUUCUAGGUGAUACAAGCAUUUUCUGUGUUGAGGUUGCUGCUGGAUUUUUGCAACAGAAUGAGGUCGAAACGUUACGUAACGGUCAAUCAAUUCAGGUCAAAGGAUAAGUUGGGAAAUACUGCUGAGAGUAAAAUCAGCCAGUAUCUUGUUACCUUAGCUUAGCAUUAAUGACUGGAAACAGAGGGAAAAGGCUAGCCUGGCUUUGUCCCAAAAAUCCAAACAACUUUUCUAAAGAUUAUAUUAUCCAUUAGGAAGAAUUAGAAGAAAGAAUAGUCAGUAUUUGUAUAUCAUGGAUCUCUAUAAUGAAUCUAAGAAUCUAUUGUAGCCGGUUUUUUUUAGGGUCUAACAACCAUAAAACCCAUUUUUUAAAAAAGCAGUGAAAAGGUUUAACACUGAAUUUUUGGUGCUGAUGGAAAGCUGUGUGUAGUGAUUUUGUGUGUGACUGUGUGUUCCUGGCUUUCUUCCUCCCUGUGAUGAGUUCAGGUACCCUCUCAGGCUGCAUUAGAUCAGAAGGACAACCCGCAGUUUACAACCAUUUUCCUCUACUGGUGUUAAAAGCUAAAUGUUAGUUGGGUAAAGUAGUUUCAGAAAGAAUAUCACUUCUCGAUACCUAUACAUUUUGAUUCUUAUAUCACCUCAGCUUUAAAUACAUAUAGGUUCACAUAAUAAUACAACGUAAGGGAGCAGAUUUUUUUUAUGGAUGGUGUCAAUAUUAAAUACAUGUUUGAUAGCAAAAUAUAAAAACUUUCCUUGUUGGAUUAACACAGUCCUGUAAACUUGUUUUCUGUCCUGGUCAUUCCACAUUUUGACAGCAUGCAUCCUUCACAUUAAAUGUAAAUUCAUGCAUAGUGUGUGUCUUUUGUGUAUAUAUAUAUACACUAAUAUAUAUCAAUAUAUCUUACACUUUCUAUUUCAUAUAUAUAUAUAGUGUUUUUUCAAAGUCUACUGUUCUUUUAGUGUUUAUGUUUGAACAAGUUUACACCAAAGUAAAUUCCUUACGUGAAAACCUAAAAUAGAAAACAAAUGCUGAUUCUUAUUUUAACAGAUAAAAGUGUAUCAUUUCUAAAAACUGUCAAUGGUACAGCUGAGUUAAACAUUUAACAUGCUAAGAAUAAUUGC